UACCUUGUCUUUCAGUUAUAAAAUGCCCUUCAUAGACAUAGCGUUCCAGGCCGACGUGAGUAGGUACGAAGAUGCCGAGUUCGAGGAAUUCUCAAGAAGGAAUUGCGACGAGAAUCCCGAUACCAGGGACUCAGCUAUUGAAGAGCUGAGGCGGUUGCUUAAAGAAAAGGGGGCAUGUCGGCCGCGGCGGACGGACGACGCGUAUUUAUUGAGAUUUCUGAGGUGCCGAAGAUUUAUUCCCGCCUUGGCACAUAGAUUGAUGGUGCGCUACGAAGAUUUUCGCUCAAAAAACCCCGAGUUGUACGACUGCGACGCGUUCGGCCUCCAACGCGUCAAAGACGUGUUCUCCUGCACCUUCCCCGACAACCCUGACAAUGGCAGAAUCACCAUCAUGAGGCUGGGCAAGUGGGAUAUGGACAAUACCCCGGCAGAGGACCUAAUUCGCUGUGCGUUGCUGUUGGAUGAAAUAUGCGCUAUGCAGCCUAGGCUGCAGAUUCUUGGGGUCACCAUUGUUAUAGACCUGAAGGGACUCGGUCUUAGACAUAUGAGAUAUUUGAAUUUGAAGACAGCGGGUCAAUUCGCCAGCUUGUUGGGAGUGGCGUUCCCGCUCUUGCUCCAAGGCCUGCACAUUAUCAACUACAACUGGUUGUUCAACUAUAUACUUCCGAUGUUCAAACAGUUCAUACCACAAGCGGGUUGGGAGAGAAUACACUUCCAUUCAAAUUUAGAGUCUCUCCACAAACAUAUUCACCCUCAGUACCUGCCAGCGGAAUAUGGAGGACAUUGCAAAUAUCUAGUCACGUGUGAAGAGUGGCUUUCGAAAAUUGAAAAAUAUAAAGACGAUUUUAUGGUGGAAGAUUUAAGAGAUUUGGGGUAUCAGGUAAAGUAGGAAAUAAGAGAAGGAAGGAAAUAAAUAAGACUGAAAAUGCCAAUUUAUUUU
Messenger RNA from Cydia amplana, 940 nucleotides. Its product is annotated as alpha-tocopherol transfer protein-like. Gene Ontology annotation, cellular component: membrane. The transcript is spliced from 5 exons. Lineage: Eukaryota; Metazoa; Arthropoda; Insecta; Lepidoptera; Tortricidae. The record is from RefSeq and is a predicted model, not a curated record. Gene Ontology annotation, molecular function: phosphatidylinositol bisphosphate binding. Bases 23 to 889 code for a protein of 288 amino acids.